CGGGCCCGGGAGGAUGCGGACGCGCUGACGGAGCUGCCGGCUCCCCUCUGCCGCCGUGCAUGGGCGGCGGGCGGCUGCCGCCUCGCCUCGCCUCGCUUCGCCUGCCCCGCCGGCACGCUUUGCAUUCGGCAGAGUUUGCACGACGUGAGCGCCUGCAGCAAGGACAGUUCUUGGAAGGGACACUCGUUGAUGUGAUUGAAGCAUGACAGAGGUGAUGAACACACGGGAACCAGUGAUGGAGGAAUUUGCUCUCAGCCAGACUCCUGAGGAAGAGGGAGGCCCUUCAAGCCAGGCUUUCCCAGACUCACGUGAGAAGUACCCCAAGCUGUCCAAGAGAUUGCCGUCCAUUGUGGUGGAGCCAACUGAGUCCGGGGAGGUGGAGAGUGGGGAGCUGCGCUGGCCCCCCGAGGACCUGAAGUCAGCAGAGGACAAGGGGCUUCAUGGUGACCAAAGAGUCUGUGUCCAGAAGCAGCAGCAGCAGCAGCAGAUGGAUCUGGAAGAUACUGCAGUGCACUCAGCUCAAGAAGGGGAAGACAGUACAGAUGCUCUGGAAAGCAGAACUGAAGAGGACGAGUAGGGACCCCACGGCCUCAGAAGUGAAACUUCAUCGUGAAUGUUGUUGGAAAGCUAACACACUCUGAAGACAUGUCAAAGUAAUCUGUAUUUAAAUCUGCAAGGGUUUUAUUUAGUUAGUACCUGGUAAGAAGCAUCUGGGCUUUAGAACUGUUCUUUUCAACAUUUUGAUUUUUCAGGCUGGGAUUCAUAUUCUUUGUUUAGUUUUUGCUUGGGAAGCAAUGGGAGGCGUUAGGAAAUGCGAGAUUAUAGAGGGGAAAAUGCUCCUAAUUUCAAUUAACUCAUUUCACUGGGUUUACCUUUUCCAAGCAAGGCUGCUUUCAGGUAUUGACAGCAGGACAAAGGGAUUUCUCUAGGAGGGAUGUCUUAAAUCUAAAACCUUUCUUGUUUUUAGCCAUUUAAAACUAGCACUGUGAUACUAUGGACAAUAGAUGUAAUAUAACGUCACCAUUUGUAACUUUUGUAUAGAGACACGAGUGUCAGAUUUGCCUCCAAGCUGCCAGCCUGGAGCAGCCCGGAGCAGUUCUCUCCCUUUAGGCUAAUCUGUGCAAAUUUGGAUGAACCAGCCUUUUCUUAGCCACCUUUUCCAGAAGGCUCCUGCCUUUGAGAAACGCUUUCUCGCUGUACAUUGACGAAGCGGAGUAGCUAGUCGCUGGUGUUUGUGGAGUGAGGUUGUCUGUUGUAGGCUUGGUCGGGUGGAUCGUGCUGUUUGUGCACUCUUCAGAGGCCCAGGUCCAGGGCUGGAUUUGUCCCACCUUGUUGAUAGAAAUUGUUGUGACAGUUCUUCUUUCGGUAUGUUUUGUGCAUAAGGUAGGUGCAGAGGCCCAGGUGUUCCUCCCUCAACGCGAGCCGGGUGGUGGUUUGGAGCACAGCCCAAAAGCUGGCCUCCAUUUUGCCUGACACCAGGUUCCUCCUUGAGCCAGCCAUGGUGGGAGGGGGUGGAGGAAGGCUGAGGUGGUGGGACACAUGCCUCCUGCCCCGUGGCACUGCUGGCAGGAACGGCCCUCACCCACGGCACGGCCCAGUGGCACUGCCGGCAGGAACGGCCCUCACCCACGGCACAGGCCCCUCGGCCUUGGUCGCAUGGCCACCUCUCAGAGACCAGAGCUCACGGUGGGACAAGCUGUGUCUGGACACCUUGGGCCUCCAGUGGGUUUUCCAUGGGGAUUUGGGGGGCCAUUUUAACAGGGCUCAAAAUCCCCCCAACCUCCCAGAGGCUCCUUCCCACCGUCCCAUGGGAAGCACCCAUCUCGGCCCCAAAACACUGCCCUUUGGACAGCGCUGGUGGAGACAGAUAAUACAUGUACUCGAAAGGGUUUGACUGCGUCAGUGACGAGUGUCUCCUAAGCUAUGAAGCUGACUUUCUCCAUCUCUGCAGGGCUGGAUGGGGUCUGUACUUCCAAUUAACGUUGCAACCGGAAGAAGCCACUUGCUGUAGGUGGAACAAAAUAACAGGAUCUCUUCCAGCGUUAACUCCUAAGUUGACUGCCAAGUGCUUUCUUUCCUCUAGUAAUAACCUUCUUUAAUGGUGACUUUUAAUUGUGUGGUGGUGGAUGAAAUUUAUUGCCAGGUGUAUUCAUAAGUUUAUACCUUCUUAGCAACCAAAUUUAAUAUAUUUACUUACAAAGAAUUCUGUGCAAUGAAUGUUUAAUACAAAGGAAAGAGACUAUUUUACUUCAAAGCAACACUGAUUUAUGUACAAAACUAUAGCUCGUUGUUCCGGGUGUUUGGGAUCUAGGACCCUUUUUAUAAAGCAGUGUAGUAUAGUAUAAAGUGAUAUGUUGAACUUUGCUCUCUCAACCUAUAUAUCAAUCUGGUUUGCCUUCUGGAUGUAGACUUUCUUACCUACACCGCCACAGAAUUCUUUUGUUGGAUCUGUGGGAUUCUGGUCACAGCACCGAAUCCCACCAGAAGGUUUCAAGAGCACCUCCUAAGUCUGGCUGCUGUCCCCAUCACCCCUUUCACUGGUGACAGUUUCCUGGUAGGGCCAACGAAGCGAGAAGCAGCUCAAGCUGCGUGUUUGUGUAGCACAGGCUGGAGCUGGUCGUGGCGGGAGGCGAGCUGCCGGCCGGCUGGAUGCCACUUGCUCUUUAAAUGCUGCUUUUCCUUCAACCACCAAGAAGUUCUACAAAGCUCUGGGGGUGUCUGUGUGUGGGGGGGAAAUAACGUUGGUGACGACAUAUUUUUAGCUGUGUGAUUUCCUUUCAAUCUGCAUCUGCCCAGCUCCGUGAGGAAUGACGUUAGAUGUAUCACUUAAUUUGCUUCUCGCUUUUAUAAAAGGAAAACCAGUCGUUUGAAACACUUCCCCCAAUUUUAUGUGCUCUCUAUCUGCUUUCAGACACUCCCUCCCUUCCUGCUCUGGAUGGCCCUUAUCCUAUUUCCACCUGAGGUCAAUGGCACUUCCCUAAAUAAGUUUCCCAAAGAAACAACAAAUUUCUACAUACACCCUGAAAAAAAACUGCCCUGCAGCGCUACUUUGUUUUCCACCCUACUACAUAAAGCUACAGCCCAUAUAAAAAUGCCAGGUUUCCUUCUUCCAGCCUAAUUACUCAUCCCUUUUUCCUUCUUUUGCCCUGCUCCCUUGAAGGAUUUUACCUGAAGCAAACGGCUGUUUCAAACUAAAGCUGCCUCCUAAAGCUGCGUGGCCUCAGUCUAACAACGAUGCAAAGCCAAACUCCUCCUCCCAUUUUUAUUUUCCUGAACGUGGGCCAGAAGCCCUAAAAUAGGAGAGCAAGAUAGAGAGAAAAACUGUUUUAUACAAACAAGCCCUAUUUAUUCAACUUGCAGGUCUAUGAAUGUCCACUUACUUUGUCUGUGUUGCAAGUGUUGUGUCUCCAAUAAACCCAAUAGGUGUUUUGUAUUUUUUCUGGAUUAAAAGCUUUGUAGAAACUAAAAAGCGGGGGGGAGAAAAAAAGACAUUCAGUCAUAUUUUUCUAGUCUGGCUUGUAGAAUAUUUCAUGUAGUGCAGAGAGGAAGUUUUAUGGAGUAAGACAUUGUUGGAUUUUUGCUCUAUUUCAGUUCUUUCUAAUUUUGUAAAAUGCCACCUGUACAUAGUACUCAACUGAUGUAUGUCCUGUAGAUGUAUGACACCAUUUAGCCUAUUAAAUGCCUAUACUG
Colius striatus (speckled mousebird) is the source of this 3690-nucleotide messenger RNA. RefSeq names its product LBH domain containing 2 (gene LBHD2). The record is from RefSeq and is a predicted model, not a curated record. NCBI's taxonomy places the organism in Eukaryota, Metazoa, Chordata, Aves, Coliiformes, Coliidae. Bases 203 to 577 code for a protein of 124 amino acids. The transcript has 5 exons.